Molecule: messenger RNA, 2408 nt
Organism: Dothidotthia symphoricarpi CBS 119687
Lineage: Eukaryota; Fungi; Ascomycota; Dothideomycetes; Pleosporales; Dothidotthiaceae
Exons: 3
Coding region: 126-2105 (659 amino acids)
Source: RefSeq, a predicted model, not a curated record
GAAACGAGAAACCAGCAGGGUCUCUGUAUGCAGUCAGCUGUUUGAGAAGCAGAUUUGCUCAUUAAUUCGCAAUCUGCGGCUGCAUCUGUUACUCGGAAAACUGUCGGUAGUUGGAGCCUUAUCCAAUGGCCAAGUUCAAGGCUGCAGGCCCACUGGGCGUUUCGAAGGACCGAUCACUUGGUCCGUCUGGGCAUUGGAUGGACGCACAAAUAAACGACUUCGGAGAGGAUCCUUUUGUGUUGACAGAAGACGGCGACUUCAGCUCAGAGUCUAAGCAUACACCAACCGAAACCAUGAUCAAAGACGUUGUGCAAUGCAAUGAGAUUGCUCUUCCCACACCUAUUGCUUCAAGAAUGCCGCUUGGCAAGAUUAUCACCGCCGAUGGCCGGGAGCACGCUGUCUACCAGCCCAUUCCUGGCUUUGAACACCUGUUCAAGCCGCAGCAGCAGCACUUCCAGGGGAUUGAAGACUCGCGAAAGACGACUCCAGCACCGCGUAGGCCAAUCAAGACGCAGACAACAAGUCAAGUAUUGUCACACAACACUCUCAACGACCAUUCUCACAACAUCAACCAAGAGCAGGAUGCGUCUGAUGAGAGCACGCACAAGUCGACAACCAAAAACCUGUCUUCUCCCAGGAAUCCCAAGUCAAAAUCUCUCAAGAGAAGUCGAUCUGUUGCCGACGAAACGUCUCGCCCUCGUCCAGUAGUGCGUGACGAGAGUGAGGAAGAAGAUGACAGCCAAAAUCUCAUCGCCACAAGCGAGGAGUCGUACACAUUCUACAUUGGUGACUUUGAGAAGCUCAAGCAAUUUCUACGACGCCGCUUUGACGAACUGACGAUGAAGCCUCUGCGCGGCAUCAUCACGCAGUGGAUCAAGCAGUUGGAGCCGAGGCGUCUAGGUGCAUACGGCAGGUACCACAAGAAGCUUCCAUCCGAGGAGGCGGACGAGAUGACGCCGCCUUGGUGGCCACGUCAUGUGCACUACAACGAACCUUCGCAUCUCGCCAAAACAGACCUCUUGACCCUUGCCGUGGACGUCAUGCUUCUUCACCGCCGUAUUGACGAAGUCAAGCGUAAGGGCUCCUGGAUUGCAAAGCUGCGCCAAGUGGCUCUGUACAACAUCGAGACUACGCCAUCCGAGCACUUCUCGUCAUCAAAGGGGUCUAAUUUCAGUGAUCUAAUGCGGGAUCGCGCGCUGAAGAGCAUCCUGCCUAGUCUCUUUGAUGUGGCCUCGUCGUACGAAGAGCAUCUCGCCAUGUACGAUCUGUACGAGGGCGCCGACGGCACAGAUCCUGGGACGGGCAAGUACCACACCUGGCAGCCGAUUUCACGACCACCCCGACGACCUGCGCGGAUGAAGCGCCGUCGUGUCGACAGAGCGAGCCCCAUGCUACGGACAGAGUCGAGCAACAACGCUUCUGCAGAUGAUACCGAGCCCGAUGACACGAUGGUGAAUAUGUCUCGUCGCGCUUCGUCGACGCAGUCAAUAACUAUCAAGGCCGGGACUUGCACACCGCCAAUCCAGUCGAAUGUGGCAAGUCCGCAACAACAGCCGUGGAAAGUCGGAUCGCCCGUUGCUGUCGCAGCACAACCAGUGUCUGCUCCUUCCCAGCCGCAACAGAACUACUACCUGACUGGGCCCAUGCCAACACCCAGCUCGUCAUUUGACGAUGUGAAAGGCGGCAACCAUACCAUACCCAGCCAGCACGAAACGUACCCGCGAUCCACCAUGACAUCGUUCAGUCAGCCCAUGCAGUACACGAGUAGUCACGCCAACUACAACACCCAUCUAUACCAGCCUCUCACUAGCACAAGUUCGUUCUCGCACUCAGCGCCAUCAUCGUUCGCUCCCCUCCCUGCACCGGAUCUCGUCAAUUCCUUCCAGAUGGCCAUGUUCGACGGUCCAUACUCGACGCAAGUCCACCAGGCGUCGUUCUUACCACCAAUCGGUCAGAGCAAUACCCAUGGAUACCCGUACGAGUAUGACACGAUGUUCACACCCACAACUAUGAACAUGACGGUGUCGCCGACGGACGUCCACACGGGGUUUCACGGCCUGCCUAUGGACUAUAACACUAAUGGCCGGGGAUCGUUACAUCACUGAACUCGUGCCUUGUGUUGCGCUUGUUGUUUUAGAUUGUAUUUCCUACUCUGUAUCUCUCAUAUCUUCGCAUCGCACUUGCACCAACGCAAGACGCCAGCCAGCCAUGCAUCUCUUUCACCAUAUUCAAUGUCCAGCGUUCUCGUCUGGCGUUCCAGCACUGCACCUUAAACCUCAUACCAACCAACCAACCAACCCACCCAUCCACCACAGGGGCAGCGUUUGCUUCGGCAUUCUUCCUGGAACGUCUUCUCCUUUGCCAUUCAUUCCAUUUGUUUUAUCCAGUUUCAUUAUUUGCUUCCUAUU